AUGAGUCAAAAACCAUUGUGGUACCGCUGGACCCGUGUGGGUGUAGUGGGAUUUAGUAUAAUAGCAACGGGAAGUUUGUUAUUCAAGUAUACGGUUCCUACGGAUGAACAAUUGAUAGCCAAAUUUUCGCCUGAAAUUAGAGCAGAGUACGAAAGAAACAGGGAAGUGAGACAAAAAGAGCAACAGGAGCUCAUGAAGAUUGCCAAGGAGACCGCAGCUUCGAAUGAUCCGAUCUGGAAAACAGGAAAGAUAAAGUCUCCUUUCGAAAAGGACGGGAGGAACACCGAUCCAAAGUUAGUAGACAUCGAGAAGUACAACAGGGAACGUGGAGACGAAUUUAAGAGAUUGGAAGUCGAAAAAGCACAACAAGAGUUAAAGGAGGCUGAGGAGUUGGCAUCACAAAAGAAAGGAUGGUUUUCUAGGAAAUAG
Debaryomyces fabryi is the source of this 429-nucleotide messenger RNA. RefSeq lists its product as uncharacterized. Bases 1 to 429 code for a protein of 142 amino acids. The record is from RefSeq and is a predicted model, not a curated record. Gene Ontology annotation, cellular component: mitochondrial membrane. NCBI's taxonomy places the organism in Eukaryota, Fungi, Ascomycota, Pichiomycetes, Serinales, Debaryomycetaceae. Gene Ontology annotation, biological process: mitochondrial respiratory chain complex III assembly. The transcript has a single exon.